CCCCCAGCUCCUGGCUGCUGGCACCAAGGCUCACUAACAGCAAGCAGAAUGGCCUUUCAGUCUGUGCUCUUUGUUUUCUUAGCUGGACUGGUAUUUUUCUCUGAAGCUGCACCACUGGUCUCCCAUGGCUCUGUUGAUUCCAAAUGCCCUCUUAUGGUGAAAGUGCUGGAUGCAGUCAGAGGAAGCCCUGCAUCUGAUGUAACUGUUAAAGUUUUUAAACAGGCUGAAGAUGGAAGCUGGCAGGACUUUGCUGUUGGGAAAACCACAGAGUAUGGGGAGAUUCAUGAGCUCACGACAGAAGAACAGUUUGUAGAGGGAAAAUACAUGGUGAAGUUUGAAACCAGCUCUUACUGGAAGGCGCUUGGGCUUUCUGCAUUCCAUGAAUAUGCUGAUGUGGUGUUCACUGCGAACGAUUCCGGCCACCGCCACUACACCAUCGCUGCUCUCCUCAGCCCUUUCUCCUACUCAACCACUGCUGUUGUCACUGAUCCCCAGGAAUAAACAUGUACUGUCUGUUCACACUUUCCUCCACUAGAACUAUCAUAGGCUUUUAGGAGGAAGGUUUUUUCCUACUGCUAAAGCAUAACCUUUUGCCACAUUAGUUGUUUUUUUUUUUCCAUUUUGUAACCUGGCAAACUUCAGACAAGACAAUAAAAUAUUACUU
This is a messenger RNA of Ficedula albicollis (Collared flycatcher), 664 nucleotides long. RefSeq names its product transthyretin. Gene Ontology annotation, biological process: purine nucleobase metabolic process. The coding region runs from base 49 to 501 and encodes 150 amino acids. The record is from RefSeq and is a predicted model, not a curated record. Gene Ontology annotation, molecular function: thyroid hormone binding. Lineage: Eukaryota; Metazoa; Chordata; Aves; Passeriformes; Muscicapidae. The transcript is spliced from 4 exons.